AUGAUAUAAUAGUAAAGAUAGGUGUUGAAUGAUAAUGAUUUGCAUACACUAAUAUACAAAGGCGAAAUUGGUAUCAAUCAAUUACUCAUUUCUAGAUUGUCAGGUAUGCAUUUAUUGGAUGUACUCACUAUUGCCAAUUUCUACACUCCUGAUGCCUCGAUUAAGGAACAUUUGUUUAAAACGGCCAAAUAAAAUUACAAAUCAGAUUAAGAAUUCCCAAAAUUAAUUUAGAGAUAUGAAUUAACAUUAGCUAUAAUAGAAAGCGAAUCGCUUAAUGAAAAAUAAUAUAUUUCCCUGUAUGCAACCAUCAUGAAAACUAAGAUUAAGGAAUUCUUCACUAAUCAAAAGAACCAACUAUUUUGUAAUGUCUAUGUACCUCCUCAAUACACCAAAACUUUAACGAUAUUUUGUUAUAGUCCCAAUUUAACAGGAUAUUUAGCCUUAGUUACAACAGAUCAAAUGAAUAAAUUAAUCGCCAUGGAAGAGAUGAUACCAUAAAUGGACAAUGAAGAAUAAGUGAAAUCAUACGCAUUUGAUUAGAUAUUCUAGGAUAAUCUUGUACUACCUUAAAUAAAUACUACUCCAGAAAAGGAUUAGUAGAAAUUGGUAAGAAGACACAAGAAAUCAUUAUCAGAACACUAAAUUUUUGAUUUUUAGUGGGAAUAAAAAGAAUAAUAAAUGAUCACAUAAAUGUAGUCUCUCCCACAAGAUAGAGCAUUAUUUUUUUCAUAAACAAAAUAGUAGGCUUUUAUUUAGGAUGAUUAUCAAUUUCCAUCUUUAGAUUAGAUUAAUACAUUUAAACCAUUUUCUUCAAUUUAGGAAGAAAAGAAAAAAACUGAACCAUCUUCAUAAUAAUAAUAAUCUGCAUUUAGAUAUGAGGAGGGAAUCCCAAAUAUUGAUGAUUUAGAAUUCUUUCCUCCUUUGGAAUUAGUAUCAACAACUAGUUGUCCUCCAUUGAAUAACAAAUUACAGAUGACUGAUUAAAAGAAACAAUUAUCUAAUCCAAUUUAUACUGGAAGACUUAAAUUUUUUGAUGAGUAAAAGAAUUAUGGAUUUAUUGUUAUGGACGAUGAUAAAUCAGAUAUAUUUGUUCAUUUAGAUGAUUUAUAAAAGGCGGGUGUAACUAAAGAGGUUUUGAAGACUUCAAAGCAAGGAUCAUUGUUAAGGUUUUAAUUUAAUUGUAUGGUGUAUGUUGGGAAAUAUAAAAAGUCAAGGAAGGCUGUUGAAUUGAAAUUACUAGCGAACUAAUAAGUGAAUAACUUUAAGGGGAUUGCCUGA
Molecule: messenger RNA, 1278 nt
Organism: Paramecium tetraurelia
Lineage: Eukaryota; Ciliophora; Oligohymenophorea; Peniculida; Parameciidae
Exons: 5
Molecular function (GO): nucleic acid binding
Source: RefSeq, a predicted model, not a curated record